Fusarium redolens is the source of this 2158-nucleotide messenger RNA. RefSeq lists its product as uncharacterized. The record is from RefSeq and is a predicted model, not a curated record. Gene Ontology annotation, molecular function: GTP binding. NCBI's taxonomy places the organism in Eukaryota, Fungi, Ascomycota, Sordariomycetes, Hypocreales, Nectriaceae. Gene Ontology annotation, cellular component: nucleolus. The coding region runs from base 120 to 1865 and encodes 581 amino acids. The transcript is spliced from 3 exons.
CUCCUACUAAGAAAAAAAAGUUCUGGAGGAAUAAAUUUCUGGAUUGUUCAUCUUCUUCUUCUCUCUUUGUCUUCCUUUGUCGCCAGUAUCCUCGACCAACUUCCGCCAAAUUUUUCGCCAUGGGUACUGGAAAGAAGGAGGCCACCCGGCGUGAGCGCCAGGGUAAAGGUGGUGAUGGUCUCAACAAUGUCAGAACCAAAGGAGAGAACUUCUAUCGCGAUGCGAAGAAGGUCAAGCACCUUAACAUGUACAAGGAGGGCAAGGCGCAGAGAAACGCCGAGGGGAAAAUCGUCAAGGCUGCCUCUUUUCAGUCGCGCGACAUUCCUAAUGCCCGAAUCGAGCCGAAUCGCAAGUGGUUUACCAACACUCGAGUCGUCUCCCAAGACACCCUCAACGCCUUCCGCGAGGCUAUGGAUGAGAAGGCCCGGGAUCCCUACCAAGUUCUUCUCAAGUCAAACAAGCUGCCCAUGAGCCUUAUCAGAGACCUGGAUGACCUUGCUGGUGACACCGAGAAGAGUAUGGAUACCUACCGUGAGCGGCUGGAACAACAGAAGCUUCUCAGUGGCACAUCUGGUGAUCCCGAGACUCUUGGAGACUCUGACAAGCCUCUCACCAUGUCGAUUGAGCCUGUUUUCGACAAGGGUCAGAGCAAACGUAUCUGGAACGAGCUUUACAAGGUCAUCGAUUCUUCAGAUGUGGUUAUCCAUGUUCUCGAUGCUCGCGAUCCCGUCGGAACAAGAUGUCUCAGCGUUGAGAAGUAUCUCAAGGAAGAAGCCCCUCACAAGCACUUGAUCUUUGUUCUGAACAAGUGCGACUUGGUCCCUACCAGUGUAGCUGCCGGAUGGGUUCGAAGUCUCUCUAAAGAGUACCCUACUCUUGCUUUCCACGCUAGCAUCACAAACUCUUUCGGAAAGGGUUCCCUCAUUCAAUUACUUCGACAAUUUUCAUCCCUCCACUCUGAUCGGAAACAAAUCUCCGUUGGACUGAUCGGUGGACCCAACACUGGAAAGUCCUCCAUCAUCAACACUCUACUCAAGAAGAAGGUCUGCACUGUCGCUCCUAUUCCAGGAGAGACCAAGGUCUGGCAAUAUGUCAGUCUGAUGAAGCGCAUCUACUUGAUCGACUGCCCUGGUAUUGUUCCUCCCUCAAGCACCGAUUCCCCCACCGACUUGGUCCUUCGAGGUGUCGUGCGUGUGGAGAAGGUUGAGCACCCAGAACAGUAUAUUCAGCCUUUGCUGAACCGGGUCAAGCAGCAUCACAUGGAGAAGACAUACGAGCUUAAGGGAUGGACAAACUCUACAGAGUUUCUUGAGCUCCUGGCCCGCAAGGCUGGUCGUCUUCUCCGUGGAGGUGAGCCUGACUUGGAUGGUGUUGCAAAGAUGAUUCUCAAUGAUUUCAUGCGAGGCAAGAUUCCUUGGUUCACUCCUGCGCCGAAGACCGAGGGUGACGCGGACGGUAAAGUUGGAAACCGUGAAGGUAGACUCGGAGAGAUGCCUCGAAAGCGAAAGCAGGAAGAGGCAGCCGAAGAUGAAGAUGCUUCCGCCGAGGCCCAGCUUCAACGAGAGGCUGAAGCCGCUGAGAAGGCCGAGCAGGAGAGUCCUGAUGGUUCCGAUGAAGAGUCAGAGUUCGAGGGCUUCGGCAGUGACACUGAGGAAGCACGGUCAAGAAAGCCUUCGUUUGGUGCUACUGUGGAUGGUGAAGAUAGUGAUGAUGAGAGCGCCGACGAUGAUGUGAUAUCUAUAGGUGGCUCUGAAGUCGAGGAUGAAGAAAAAGAGGAAGAGGCGCCUGCACCUGCACCUCCAGCUAAGAAGAGUAAAGGAAAGAAGACAAAAGGCGGUCCUCCAAACAAGAAAAGGAGGACAUGAUCGACCUGGAGUCGAUUAAGUUAUAAUAGUCUUUAUCUUCAUUCGAGGUACCUGCUUGCGCAUCCUCAACCAAAACCUUAAUGAUACCCACGUUAAUACUUGCAUACCUUGAAUUUUCCUCUUCAAGUGCCAUGACACAUCUUUCUCAAUUCAGAUAAGCGGAAUGGCUGUUGACUUUGUCUCUUAAUGCGGGUGAGUGAUGUCUUCUGUCUCUAGCUUAGGGUAACUUUAAGUGAUUGCCAUGAAUUGAUUAUAAUACCACCCAUUGAAAUGAGAACAAGUUAAGCAGUAGA